Messenger RNA from Lepisosteus oculatus (spotted gar), 3885 nucleotides. Its product is annotated as aldo-keto reductase family 1 member B1-like. Gene Ontology annotation, cellular component: cytosol. The record is from RefSeq and is a predicted model, not a curated record. NCBI's taxonomy places the organism in Eukaryota, Metazoa, Chordata, Actinopteri, Semionotiformes, Lepisosteidae. Gene Ontology annotation, molecular function: aldose reductase (NADPH) activity.
UCAGAGCCGUUCAACCGCUAAUUUUGCAUUGGUUUGGCGCUCAGAGGCUACAAUGGCUUCAGUCGUUUUGAACACUGGUGCCAAACUGCCAAUUCUGGGUCUUGGGACAUGGAAGUCUUCGCAAGGCAAAGUUGCCGAGGCAGUGAAGGCUGCUAUCUCUGUGGGUUACCGCCACAUCGACUGUGCUGCUGCCUAUGAGAACAAGAAUGAAGUGGGAGAGGCCAUAGAGCAGAAGAUCAAGGAGGGGGCUGUGAAGAGAGAGGAACUUUUCAUUGUCAGCAAGCUGUGGUCCACCUUCCAUCGCAAGUCAAUGGUGAAGGAGGCCUGUCAGAAGACUCUAACUGAACUGAAGCUUGACUACCUGGACCUGUACCUCAUGCAUAUGCCAAUGGGGUUCAAGCCUAGCAGUGAGAUUUUUCCUUUGGACACGAAUGGACAAAUAGUGCCUGACAACACCACCUUCAUGGAUACCUGGGAGGCAAUGGAGGAGCUGGUGGACGCGGGAAAGGUCAAGGCCAUUGGGGUGUCAAACUUCAACCACGAGCAGCUGGAGGCCAUACUGAAGAAGCCAGGCUUAAAGUACAAGCCUGCGACUAACCAGAUUGAGUGUCAUCCGUACCUGACCCAGGAAAAGCUGCUGAAUUACUGCCAAACCAGAGGCAUUGCUGUGACAGCCUACAGCCCGCUGGGUUCUCCAGACAGACCAUGGGUGAAACCUGGGGACCCUACUUUGCUGGAAGACCCAAAAAUCAAGGCUAUUGCUGAGAAGCACAAGAAGUCUAGUGCUCAGGUCUUGAUCCGCUUCCACAUUCAGAGGAAUGUGAUUGUCAUUCCCAAGUCUGUAACCAAACACCGCAUUGAGGAGAAUUUCAAGGUCUUUGAUUUUCAGCUGGAUGUGAGCGAUAUGAAAACCAUUCUGAGCUUCAAUAGAAACUGGAGGGCCUGUCCAUUUCAAUGGUGUACAAAUCACAAGGACUACCCCUUCCACGCAGGGUACUGAGCAGAGGGGCAGAAGAAAUGUACACACUAACUUGCUACUUGAGCUCUGCUGUUUCUUUUGCUCUUUUUUAACACGUCUGCUUAUACAAUACAUUCCAUACAAUCAUUAUUCCAUACAAUAAUUGAAAGGCUUUCUUUAGAAAAGCAAAUUGUGUUCACUGUUGAUUAUAGUGACAUAUAGUACAAGUGAGAGAGAGGUGCAUGGAUAUUAAUUAAACAUUUUCCAAACAUACUGAUUAGAGGAAAUUAAAUCUUUAGAAUUCCUAAUUCUAAAAUGUGUACUCCUCAUAGAAGAAUUAUUCAGCAUUAUCCGUUGAAGAAUUACACAUUACACAAGUCAAGCAGUCAGCUACAUGUCUAAUACUUUUUAUAGAUGUGAGAUUACUUCACUUCUGUUUUCAUUUGCUGUAAUGAGGCCAAGAACACUGCUUAUUGUAAAGGUUACACACUAUCUCGCAAUGACACAAUCGAUAUUCACUAACAUCAGCCUCCCAAGCCAAAUUAUUCAAUAGGUGGGAAGUCUCCAAAAGUUAAUGAUAUUCUUUAAAAUGGGUAUUUAAAUCUUUUGUUUUAAUUGUACAUACAGUAGGGCUGAAACCAGACCAGUGACACCUUUGGCUCAAACACAUUUUAGUUCUGGCUGGGUGAAAUGCUUCUGGUGAUGACAUUGAUCUUCAAGCUCUGUGCUAUGCACUAGAAAUACAUUUAAGAAGUACAAUUUUAGUGCUCGAGAGAGAACUAAACAUGGUUUAAAAUGUCAACUACAGUUUUGAAAGCAGGUAGCAAGCACAGAGGUGCAUAUACAAAGAGUCUUGACAUUAAGAGUUAUUCCAUUCAAAAUUUUAUUUCCAAAAUAUCUUCUGACAACCUGUACUGUACACUCACAAUUAAAUUUGCAUCCUUUUAUAUUAUUUAUACAACUGCCACCAACUCCAUUACAUGGACUGUUCCAACACAAGGCCAGCUUGCGUCACAAACACACACACAGCAGGCAUUCUGCAGAAAUGGUUAUUUUUUAGAAAUCAAUCACAACUCAGACUAUUCCUCAUCACAUACCUUUUUUUAAUCUUAACAGAAUAUUUUCCCCAUUGGUUUGAAUUUGGUUUACUAGUACGGUAUUUACUUCCCAGCUAGAGCUGAAAUACUUGUAAAUAUAAUUUUUAAAUAAUGACACUAUUAGUUUAGACAGUUAAAAAAUAUCACAUGGCAAGCUUCCUGGUGAUGACUUUUUCAGAAAUGUUCAAUGCUACAGUUAGCAGUCAAUCUUUGUUAACAUUAUUGUACAUUUCUCAGCUUCAGAGCUACCUAUACAGUAUAUAUAUAUAUCAGUCAAUCUGUGUUAACAUUAUUGUACAUUUCUCUGCUUCAGAGCUACCUAUACAGUAUAUAUGAAAAAGUACUGCAACGUGGCCUUUAUAUUUGAUUAUGGACCAUUCUUCACUUGUGUGAGUCUCUGUUCACUAAAAGAGGAGAGAAACUGACAUUCUAAUUAACAUUUGAGCAUCAGAUGAUAGACAGCAUCACACAUGCACACUUGUCAAACCCUUAUAUCAUGAGCCUGUAGUACAGACAGCAGAGGUAAGGUAUUGGGAUGAGUUUAAGAAUAUGCUCACCCUGGUUAAAUUCAAUCACACCUUAUCUUUGCAACUGCAUCCUUGUCCUUGAUGCAACCUUGAUUGCAGCCAUGUUCAAGCAUGACAUGAAACUCGAGAACCACUUGAGUUUCUUGUGCAAGGUAAGGGAUUUCGGUUUAUACAGAGCCAAUAUCAAAAGAAGAUUAGAUUUCAUUUUCCCCCACUUUGACAGCCAUGUUGGAAAAAUUCCAGCCUUCUCCUGAUAGAGCUGGCACAGGAACCUGGUUCUGCUUCACAUACUUACAAAUGCAUAACUUUAGAAAAUGCCAAUACAAAUGAUCACCUUAAAGAAUGCAUAUGCAGGCAGACUCCUUAAGUACCAGCGGAGGCAACUAGCUUGAAAUUUCAUGGCUAUGCACUCAGACUAAAGAUAAACACUUUGACAGGUGUGAUGGCAAAAGAUUAAAUUAACCUGUGGAAAUGUCUGACAUCAUGAACUUCCAGAGUAAUGCUGUUUUUUUUCAUUUGGGAACAAAUGACGACUUCCAAUGUCUGCAGUGUCUGUAGCCUUCCAUGGAUAAAUAUAUACUGUACAUGCCUUUAGCUGUUUUUUUUAUUUAAAAAUUCAAAAUGAACAUCUAACCACUUAUCUCUAUAUGGGAACUAUGUGAUUUAAGGGAACAUUAUAUAUAACUUCAUCGGGUUGCAACUGAUCCAAUUAUUUUUAAACAAUCAUAACUGGGUUAUUCUACAUCAAGGAUUUCAAGAAAAUGACAAAAUCGUUUAAAUGUUUGGUGAGCACUACCUCAUAAGCUUCACUGACAUCUCCAUUCCCUUCUUUAAAGUUGUUGUUAAUGAUUAAGAGAAACAGAAUGUCUGAGAUGCCAAACGGCACAUUCAACUGGUAUAACAUAAUGGUAACAAUGGUAAUUGUAACAUAUUCUCAACAUACUGAGUGUAAAAGAAGGGAACAAACUAGUACUGAAGCUAAAAUUGUGUUUAGUUAUAUGAUUAGAAGCUAGUUAAUGUCAUACAAGAUGUCAUCGCUGUGGCCAUACAAGUCAAAGUCAAAAUUUGAAGCUCCUUGAUGGAGAAUCAUGGGAGUGGGUGUGGCCAUGAGACCGAGAAAAGGAGCAGAUUUCUCAUGGGAAGGAAAGCAGGGCCCAGAGGGAACUCUUUCCAGGGAUGUAUGCAAUUGACACUGUAGUUACAGAUAAAAUAGUUCAGAAUUAAUUAGCGGUCUUCGUAUUUGUCCAGAAAUGUGGACGUUGAAUCUGCACGCUCACCACUCCUCCCAUUCUCAGUGAGGCAG